AUGGAGCAGAAACGAUCAGAACCACAGCAUUUGCUGCUCUUCGGAGACCAAACUGUAGAGAAGCUUUCUUCCAUUCAGGCUUUAGUCCGAAAUGCCAAGUCAUCUCCUGCUACCAAGAGGUUCCUUCAAGAAGCAACGGAUGUUUUGCAACUUGAAAUUUCUAAAAUCAGUCGGACGGAGCAUGGCUGGGCAGGGAACUUCGAUACUCUGCUGGGCCUAGCAGAAGAGAAUGCGGACCAAGAUGGCAAUGCCAACAUGAUAGUAGCGACAAUGCUGAUGUGUAUUGGCCGGCUCGGAUCCUUGAUAUUCCUCGCAGAGAAAGACCCGGCUAUCCUAGGCACCUCAGAGAACCCAGUGAAUGUCUUAGCCUUUUGCACUGGGCUGCUCCCAGCAUCCCUCGUUGUUGCUGCUAAAGAUACCUCAGACUUAUUUACAUUAAGUCGCGAGAUCAUCUCCAUCACUUUUCGUCUUGCUCUCCAAGGCAGACGACGAAUGCAAAUGCUAGGCACGGGGAAUUUAAAUGGUACAUGGGCACGGACCUAUACUGGCUUGUUAGAAGAUAAGGCCAAUAAAAUCCUGGACGAGUUUCAUCAAUCCCAAAAGACACCAACGCCUAGAAAGAUAGCAAUUGGCGCUGUAUCUACCAGCUGGGUCACUCUUUUCGGUCCCCCUGGUUCUCUAGACCGCUUGCAUAACUGGUCUAAGGAGCUUGGUAGCCUGCCUCACGCUCAUACAGAUGCCGGAGCACUAGGCCACAAUCCUUAUCAGAUGCCUAUUGAUAUCGACAAAGUUCUUGGAGUCUCGGCAGUGCUUGACAACCCGUUGGAUUGGUCUAAGGCAAGGAUGUUUUCACCAUCGAUUUGCAAAGAGUACAAACAUGCCACACUUGGUGAACUACUUACUGAUAUUAUCCCCGACAUUAUGCACAGUGUACUCCGAGUCAGCGAUAUAAUCGAGACUUGGACCAAUUAUUUGGAUAUCAAAAUACCUGUGCAGGUUACUUCUAUUAGCCCAACAAAUCAUCAGUUUGCAGUCGAGCAGGCGCUUAAGAAACGAGGCUUUUCAUACCAUAGGGGACAUGCUUACAACGGUUUCGACGGACCUGAUGCAACAUUGAAUACACGUGGCGGAUGUGGACGAGUUGCUAUUGUCGGUAUGGCUGGUCGAUUUCCUGGUAGCGAUACAGUCGACGGCUUUUGGGAUGAUGUCUUGAUGGGUCGGAGUCAUAUUGAAAAGGUGCCCAAAAGUCGUUUUGAUUUGAAUGAUUUCUACGACCCGACAGGACAACAGAAGAACUCCACUACCGCAAUACACGGUGCAUUUCUCGAUGACCCGGGUCUAUUUGAUCACAGGCUCUUCAACGUGUCGCCCCGCGAGGCAGCACAGAUGGACCCAAUGGUACGACUAGCUCUGACCACCGCUUACGAAGCCUUGCAGUCGGCAGGGUAUUCACCAGGGGCAACUCCAGCUACCCAGACCAACCGUAUUGCGACAUUUCUGGGCCAGACUGGUGAAGACUGGCAUGAGGUACUUAAUAACCAAGGAAUUGACAUUUACUACAUCCCAAGUGUGUGCCGCGCAUUUGGCCCGUCCAGGUUAAAUUAUCACUUCAAAUUUGGUGGCGGUUCCUAUGCCAUGGACUCUGCCUGUGCAAGUAGCACUACGGCCAUCUCACUGGCCUGUUCGUCUCUCAUCGCCCGGGAGUGUGAUACGGCGGUGGCCGGUGGAGGGUCUGUUUUAGUAUCACCUAAUUCGUUCUCUGGUCUCAGUAAGGCUGGCAUGCUUUCCCCUACUAAUGGUUGCCGUACCUACCACGACGAUGCCGAUGGCUACGCUAGAGGAGAGGGUGUCGCCAUGAUAGUACUCAAGCGAUUGGAAGAUGCUCUAGCAGAAAAUGACAAUAUCCUGGGUGUUAUUAGAGGCUGGGCCAGGACGUACAGUGACACGGCGCCAUCCAUUACUCACCCCAGUCAUGAAGCACAAGAGCGGAUAUACAGUCAAGUGCUGCGUCAGUCAUGUUUGGAUCCUGCCGAGAUCGCCUAUGUCGAGAUGCACGGUACGGGAACGCAGGCCGGCGAUUUGGAGGAGAUGACAUCCGUUUUAAACGUUAUCGGUCAGAAUCGUACUCGCGAUAACCCGCUCAACGUCGGUGCCGUGAAAGCAGUGGUCGGUCAUGGUGAGGCAGCAGCUGGAGUAACAUCACUGAUCAAGGUACUAAUGAUGAUGCGUGACCGUAAAAUACCACCACAACCAGGAUGGCCAUUUACACUGAAUCGCAAGUUCCCGGCACUGGACAAGCUGCAUGUCAGCAUCACAACCAAGCAUGGAGUGGACUUACGCGCAAGCCCUCGUGGUGAUGGAAAGCUCAAAUUACUGGUCAACAGUCUGGAUGCGUCUGGCGGAAACACCUCACUAGCAAUCGAAGAGCCCCCUGCUUCGCCUGUGAAGAAUCCUGAUCCACGUGGCGGCCACGUGGUGGCCAUCUCUGCUCGUACGGAGCUAUCGUUGAACCAAAAUCGUGAACGCCUACUAGACCACAUCUCUCGCAAUUCGCAAGUGAAAUUGGAAGAUCUGGCUUAUACAACAACGGCGCGGCGUAUACACGAAAGGCUGCGUGUAGGAUAUGUGGGAAAGACGUUACAUGACAUUGUACGACAACUACGUGGAGACGUUGCUAAGAGCAGCGCUGGUGGCAGUGGGCAUAAUGCUUCCAAUGGUAAAGCUAAGAAGCCAUCCUUAAUAUGGCUCUUCACCGGCCAAGGUUCUCAGUAUGCGAGCAUGGGACGUGACCUAUACCGAACCAAUACAUUUUUUGCGAGUACGCUGCUAGACUAUGAGCAAACAGCUAUGGCCACGGGCCUACCAAGGUUUAUGGGCAUCAUUGCCGACGAGGACAACAGCGAUGUUGAGGAUCUGGCACAUCGUUGGUCGCCUACGCAAAUACAGCUAGCUACUGUGGCACUCGAGAUGGCACUUGCACACCUGUUCAAAUCUUGGGGACUCACAGCCGAUUUAGUAAUCGGGCAUAGUCUGGGUGAAUACGCGGCCUUAAACAUCGCCGGAGUCUUGUCCGCUGGUGAUGUCUUGUAUCUCGUUGGUAGCCGUGCAAAUCUGAUGGAGAAAAAUCUUCAGCUGAACGAGUAUGCGAUGCUAGCAACUGGGUACGAUCCCGAAACUUUGAAGAAGAGUUUUGAGACUUAUGGACUCGUGUCGUGUGACAUUGCUUGUAUCAAUGCACCGUCGGUGACUGUUGCUAGUGGCAAGAUGGAGAGUAUCAGUGCUUUGCAGAGUCACCUACAACAACAGAGCAAUGAAAAAGGAAUAGAGAUCAAGACGACAAUUCUUAAGACUCCUUAUGGCUUCCAUUCACGCCAGAUCGAGCCGGUUCUCCGAGAGUUCGGGGACCUAGCACGAGGCGUCGAGUUUAAUGAACCGCAUACCCCCAUUAUAUCCUCCCUGACAGGAAUGGUGGAAACAGGCUUCUCCCCAACUUACCUAGUCCGCCAAGCUCGCGAGACUGUAAACUUUGUUACAGCACUAUACACGAUGCGAGAGGCUGGCUUCGUAGGGGACAAUACCACCUUUAUCGAGAUCGGCCCGAGUCCGGUAUGCCUUGGCUUGCUUAGACGAACACUCGACUUGCCACCAAGUACUCAGCUUGUUUCUGCCCUUAAGCCGAGAAUUGACAACUGGGUCACCACUUCAGAAGUCCUGAAAGUGGCCUACGAAACGGGAUCAUCCGUGAACUGGGUCGAGGUCCACAGGGAUUUUACGGGCUCAGUUACAUUGCUUGAUCUCCCCAAGUAUGCCUUUGACAACAAGAACUUUUGGACUUCCUACGUGGAGCCAUCAUUGGAAAAGGGGAAUACCACAGACAAAUUGAAGCUGUCAGAGGCUCCAACAUUCAAUGGCUUUCCAACUUCGUCGGUGAAUCGGGUGGUAUCUGCACAAUUGGACGCCAGCAACGACAACAAGCUCACGGUUGUGUUUUCUACAGAUCUUGAUGACACGCAUCUACUCCAAGCCAUUGAAGGCCACGUUGUCAACCAGCAAACUAUCUGCCCAGCCGGUGUAUUUAUUGACAUAGCCAUGACAGCAACCAAGUAUACUCACAUUCACCUCCAUGGAGAUAGCAUUGAUGUACCAACCAUGACCAUCCGUGACUUCGAAAUGGCGCACGCGCUAGUACUUACGCCUGGAAAUCCAAAACCAGUCCUAUAUACCACAAGUGUUUAUAACACCGAGGAAAUGACAGCCACAGUCUCCUUUCAUUCACGUACAGGCAUCGAAAAGGACGUGACUCAUGGCAGAUGUACGGUUCACUUCGAUCAUGAGUAUGCCUCAGCCUGGAAGAUCUCAAACGCGCAGACCUUAUUCCUCGUCAAAUCACGCAUGGAAGCCUUGACUGAGCAUAGAAAGAGCGGAAGGGCACAUCAUCUCUUAAAGACUGUUGUCUAUAAACUGUUCCGCAACGUGGUGGACUAUAGCGAGCGCUAUCGCGCGCUUGAAGAGGUAACAUUGGACACACAGUCGCAUGAUGCAAUUGGGAUGGUACGAUUUCUGCCAAACACGCUACAAGAUGACGCGAAGCCAAAUCAAUUUUGCUUCGACCCUUAUAGCAUUGAUGCUGUCAUGCAGCUGGCCGGCUUCGUAUUAAACAACGGGAUGCGAUACGAGGAUGACAUUGCCUGCAUUUUUGUUGGAUUCCAUGAACGCUGCGAAAUCGAGAAGCCGCGGAGCGACAAGGAUUACUUCUCGUACGUGUGCAUGCAGGAAGCUUCUCAAGGAUCAAUAAUCACUGGUGAUUGUUACGUUUUCGAAGCGGAGUCUGGGCGCCUCACGCAGGUGACAACAGGCUUGAAGUUUCAAAAGAUGAAGAAGGUCGCGCUGGACAGCAUACUAGGGAUUAAAGCUUCAGUUAUAAGCAAAAAUCAUAUUUUCCCUAGUCACUCAAAUGAGGGGCCCCUAUCUACUAUGCCUACGUUAAAUGUGCAACACCCCAUGGUAAACCAUGCGGAUUUGCCACAAGCUCUACUUUCAAGCUCUUCAUCAUCAUUGACAUUAGGGACACCACCAUCAACUGCAGAGCCUGACCUCUUGGAUACGGUGCUGAACAUCGUAGCGACGGAGAGUGGUUGUAGCAUGGGAGACCUGCUGGAUGACAAUGCACUAUUCGCCGAUCUGGGGGUCGACUCUCUAAUGGCGCUCACGAUUCUAUCCUUACUCAAACGCCACACGGGAGUCGAUAUUGAAGCAAACUUCUUUUUUGAGUACGAGACGGUGGGCGACGCGAAGCGAGCCCUCAUGGAAAGAUACGGCAGAAAGGAAGACGAAAUUCUACAACAGCCAAUAGAUCUCUUAGGAGAGGCGAAUAAGAAGAUAGUACAAGACAUAUCACGUACUCCACCGGAGCAUGUAGGCGUUGCGCAACCACCGGUGUUCCUUCCACAAACGGGCAACAUAGUUCACCUUCGAGGUCGCAGAGAUCCUGGCAGUACCAAGCUAUUCCUUCUAGCAGAUGAAACUGGUUCAGUACUUGACUACAUGAUGCUACCGAGCUUGGGACCAGGCCUCUGUGAGAUUGGAGUGGAAUCGCCAUUUGCCAAGGAACCACAGUUAUUUGAUGAAAGCAUUACUAUCCCUAGUCUGGCCUCCAUAUAUGCUGCAACACUGCGCAAGGAACAACCUCGUGGGCCAUACCUAAUUGCUGGUAUGUCCAGUAGUUCUAUUCUAGCAAUUGAGGUCGUGCGCAUCCUACUAGCCGAAGGAGACACAGUUGAUCUGCUUUUAUUGAUCGACCCUGCGGAUGUGGACACGAUCGACAGUCGUUUACCUGUAAAGCUUGUGCAGGUAGCCAGCACUGCGCAGAGAGAGCACAUGCAGGCGAUGGCAAAUGCACUCAGAAAGUACACACCAGCGCCACUCAGCUCACAGCCCUGUAGCGCUGUAGCUAUCAUUCCCAAGCAAGAAAUUGCCAAGAUGGAGAAUGCAUGGAAGCAGCUUAUACCUUCGCUUGUGUUGCAGCAAAUUGACGCCAUGGGUGGCUCAUUCAUGAAAUUUCCAACUAUUGAUAUGCUUGGUCAGAUGUGCAAGAACGCCAUUGGGGGUUAUGUACAUUAA
This is a messenger RNA of Talaromyces marneffei, 6120 nucleotides long. RefSeq lists its product as uncharacterized. The record is from RefSeq and is a predicted model, not a curated record. Gene Ontology annotation, molecular function: 3-oxoacyl-[acyl-carrier-protein] synthase activity; fatty acid synthase activity; phosphopantetheine binding. Gene Ontology annotation, biological process: secondary metabolite biosynthetic process; fatty acid biosynthetic process. Lineage: Eukaryota; Fungi; Ascomycota; Eurotiomycetes; Eurotiales; Trichocomaceae. The transcript has 4 exons. The coding region runs from base 1 to 6120 and encodes 2039 amino acids.